This is a messenger RNA of Linum tenue, 1152 nucleotides long. The record is from the annotation of a GenBank genome assembly. NCBI's taxonomy places the organism in Eukaryota, Viridiplantae, Streptophyta, Magnoliopsida, Malpighiales, Linaceae.
CCUCUGCUCUGCUCUUCCUUUCACGAGCCAUCACCAAAAUGGGCGACGCCGCAGCUCAAACUCACAACGUCAAGAUUCUUCAUCUGGUGAGGCAUGCGCAGGGCGUCCACAAUGUUGCAGGAGCCCAGGAUCACAGCGCUUUGAUGUCUCCUCGAUAUUUUGAUGCUAACCUCUCCCCGCUUGGAUCCCAACAGGUUCGAGAUUUGAGCAGUUAUGUGGUUUCAUCUGGGAUCCUUGCCAAAAUUCAAUUAGUCGUCACCUCUCCUCUGUCGAGGACUAUAGAAACUGCAGUCAAGGUGUUUGAUAGAAAGCUCACCAGCGAAAGUGUACAGAACAGUGGUGAUGAUGCUGCAGAAAUGUCAGAUGUCAACUACCCACCAAUUUUGGCGUAUGAACUUUGUCGAGAGAGAUUGGGGCUUCAUCCUUGUGACAAGAGGAGGACAGUCACCGAGUAUCGGUCUCUUUACCCUGACGUUGAUUUCUCGUUGAUAGAAAGUGAUGAUGACGUUAUGUGGAAGCCUGAUGCUAGAGAGACCUUUGCAGAGGUUGCAGCCAGGGGCUUGAAGUUCAUGAACUGGUUAUGGACACGACCCGAGAAGGAAAUUGCCAUUGUUUGUCAUGACAGGUUCUUGCAGUAUACCUUAGAGGCUUUGACCACUGACUGCCAGCCUUCAUUGAGGGCUGAAGUAUCCACACAAUUCAAGAAUUGUGAACUUCGGUCUCUGAUCACUGAGAAUGAGAGGGUCGUGUCAUGCCUCGGCAAAUUCCUCCCUAGUGAUUCUGCAAACUAGGGGGAAAAGCAAGCUCAACAGUCUUGGCCUUCCAUUCCCUUCAUGGAGAGUACACUCCUUCAAGGACGGGUUAGUCCUUUUUGUACAGAAAGGAUUUGAUCUUGUACAGAGAAACCAGUAACUAAUUGUUAUGAUGAUUACUGAUAGCACUCAGAGCUAUUAUUUUCUGUUCGUAUGCGUGUUAGGAGAGCUGAUGUAAACAUCUGAAUUUCAUCAAUUGGUCAUGACUGGAUCCAACAGUUGGAGUACGUGUAAUAGAUACUUGUAUGGAGGAAAUAGAAUGGAGAUCAAAGUUUCUUAUUUCAUUGCAGUUUUUUUAAAACAGAACACUCUCCCAGAAUCUGAACUAGUAGCCACUAAG